Messenger RNA from Sungouiella intermedia, 1602 nucleotides. Lineage: Eukaryota; Fungi; Ascomycota; Pichiomycetes; Serinales; Metschnikowiaceae. The record is from the annotation of a GenBank genome assembly.
AUGUUUCUUAUUGAAAACGAAAACGGCAGUGUCUUGAUUACUGGUGAUAUUAGAGCUGAGAAAUGGUGGUGCAACAAGCUCCAGAACGUUCCUUCGUUGUUUCCAUACAUCUCUGGAUUGAGGACGCUCGAUAGUAUCUACUUCGACGCAACUUUUGGAUAUAGAGGAGAGCCCUACAUCGAAAUCCCUCCAAAUAAUUCAGGAAUUCAUACCGCAAUUAAUAUUUUGAAGGAUUUUCCGAAAGAUGACCCUGAAAUAUGUUUCAUGUUUCUAGAUACCAUUCUUGGUUUCGAACUGGCAUGGGCCUUUAUCUUGAGCUUCUUCAGAGCUUCACUCCGAAUUGAAGACAAAAAGUUACUUGACUUGAUCAGCUCUGCUGCAAAUUUCGACAAGAUUAACGGCCCCUCUUUACUUCUGGCUAUAGAAAAGGGUAAAAGCAAACAUCACAAUAGACAUGGUGUGUUCUACGCCGCCUCUCGAGGAUUUAAACACACAGAGAACGUCCCAGUUUUCGUGAAGAUAAAACAAUGCAUAAAUUUCAAUAUUAUGGACUUCGCCGGAGUCUUCUGCCCUCUUCGUUUGGAUAGCAUGAGCUUACAGGAGAGAAGGACACUUACAAUGGUACACGAGACACAGAGGGGUAAUAAAGUGUAUCUGGUACGUGGCCGCUCAUGGAUUCUUCCAAAAAAUGGACGAGAACUUCUACCCUUGAAUGUCAAGCUUGUCUUUUCCAGGCACUCUUCAUAUUCAGAAACCCGAAGUUUUAUUUCAAUUUUCCGUCCAAGACAAGUUUUUCCUUGCUGGCAUUCAAAAGAAGCUUGGCUAAAUGGGUUUGGCAUGAAUAGACUCUUUGGAGAGCUCUGCUCGGGAGAUAUAUUUUGUUUCGACACCAACAUGCUGUCUCAAUACGGCGUCCCUAUGAAAGAGAUAAUGACCCGCAAAGUUUCUACGAUAAAUAGAUGGGAUGUCAACAGUUGCAAGGAAGAAGAAAUCUUUAUCAAAGAUACAUUACAAGAAACCAAAAAACUCAAGGACCAAGGCUUAUCAAACAGAAGCAUUGCUUUGAUCAACCUAAGGAGGGUUGUCAGAGUACCUAUUUUCAAGAAAGAUCGAACAGCUGAAGAUCAAGACUUUAUGCUCAAGAAGACCAAGGACUUCACAUUUCAGAAAAUAGUAGAGGGUCGGCGAGAAGUAUCUUACCGAAAGUUUAUUGAAGAACAGCAACAACUUUACUAUAAAAGAAACAAUCUUCCACAAUUCAAACGUGAUUACGAAAGCGUGAAGUACCUGCGACAAUUCAGUUCUACAUUAGGUGGAUCCAGUGACUACGAUACAGAUAGCUGCUCCAGCUCUUUGGAUUUGACAGCAAUUGCGACCGGAAACACACCUCCAAUUGAGUUUUCGUCUCAGGAUUCCGAGACAGUUGAAUCACAAACAAAUGACGACGUGGAAAUUCCGAGAGGUCUGAGGAUUGCAAAUCUCACUAGGAGGCGUCAUUAUAGACCCAAAAAUUCUUUUGUGAGGUCAUCCUUUGGUUCCUUCGAGGAAUCUAUCGCUUCUAAGAGGAUUCACAGAUGUCUGACAGAGCCUGUUUUCUGCUAG